UGGCUGUCGCAGCCAAGGCAGUGUUUUUAAUUCGCGGAAAUGGGAAAAUGAGUUCUGCGUGCGUGUUGACUGCUAACGCUGUUAGUAUAUUUACACACCGUAGUGCUAAAUUUUGAAAAAACAAAAUGGAUUCACUUCCUGUUUUCUUGUAUUAAACCACUGCUCCGUCUCGCCGGAACGGCUACUUCAGCUUGUUUCCUUCCCCGAAAGCGGCCGCAGGAACUUCCUUGUUUACACUAAAAGCAGCGCCGCUGCUGAGCUAGAAAUGACGCGGGGCGGUAAAAGUCAGGCGGCUUUCUGGAUCCUCGCUGCGGGGCUCCUGUCUGUCUUGACCGGGCUGGUUUCAGCAGUUCGGCCGCCUCACAUCGUUUUCAUCCUGGCCGAUGACUUGGGCUGGUACGAUGUGGGCUAUCACAGCUCAGAAAUCAGGACGCCAAACCUGGACAGACUGUCGGCUCAAGGGGUCCGCUUGGAGAACUACUAUGUCCAGCCGGUGUGUACCCCAUCCAGGAACCAGCUCAUGACCGGGAGGUACCAGAUCCACACAGGAAUGCAGCACCAGAUCAUCUGGCCGUGCCAGCCGUACUGCGUCCCUCUGGAUGAGAAACUGCUGCCUCAGCUGCUGAAGGAGGCGGGCUACGACACGCACAUGGUGGGCAAGUGGCACCUGGGCAUGUACAAGAAGGACUGCCUGCCCACGCGCCGCGGCUUUGACACUUACUUUGGUUACCUGACGGGAAGUGAGGAUUACUUCACUCACGAGCGUUGCUAUGACAUCGCUGCUCUGAACCUGACGCGCUGCGCGCUGGACCUCAGGGACGGGGAAGAGGUGGCCACCGCGUAUAAAGGAGACUAUUCCACUGAGCUGUUCAGUCAGAGAGCCGUCAGUGUCAUCAAGAAACACAACUCCAGCAAGCCCCUGUUCCUGUACCUGGCGCUGCAGGCGGUUCAUUCACCCCUGCAGGUACCGGAGCGGUACUUGGCCCCCUACAGUUUCAUUGAGGACCGUCAUCGCAGGCUGUACGCCGGCAUGGUGUCGGCCAUGGACGAGGCUGUGGGCAACAUCAGCCGGGCUUUGCAGCAGGAUGGACUUUGGAACAACACGGUCCUGGUGUUCUCCACAGAUAACGGGGGUCAGACGGUGUACGGUGGCAGCAACUGGCCGCUGCGUGGAAGGAAGCUGUCGCUGUGGGAGGGAGGCGUGCGGGGAGUGGGGUUCGUUGCCGGCCCCCUGCUGGAAAAACCCGGAACCGUCAGCCGGGAGCUCAUCCACGUCUCCGAUUGGCUGCCCACCCUGGUCGGCCUGGCGGGAGGCAGCACCAGCGGCACAAAGCCUCUGGACGGCUUCAACGUGUGGAAGGCCAUCAGCAAAGGCUUUGCCUCGCCCAGGCAGGAGCUGCUGCACAACAUCGACCCUUUGUAUUCUGACCUCGCUCCAUGUCCUGGCAGGCAGAGUCGGUUCACUCUGGCCCGGGGGGUCGCUGAAGACCGCUGGGCCAAGACCGGCUUCAAUGUGUCCAUUCACGCCGCCAUCCGAUCCUCAAACUGGAAGCUGCUGACUGGAUACCCAGGCUGCGAGGUUUGGUUCCCCCGCCCCGGCCACAACGGGUCAGACUCCGGGCUCUCUAAGCUCGGCCCACUGAAGCCCAUCAUGCUGUUUGACGUGGAAAAAGACCCCGAGGAGAGGAACGAGGUGUCGGCCCAGUUCCCCAGCGUGGUGGAUUACCUCCUCACCAGACUCCAAGCGCACCAGAAAACCGCGCUGCCCAUAAACUACCCUGACGACGACCCCAAAUGUGACCCGGGCCCCACCGGAGCCUGGGGGCCGUGGGCUUAGAUGGAGACAACAUGGAGGCAUUAUGAAGGAUCCUAUUUGCACUUUGUUCACUGUGAAUGUUAACAGCAGGGAACAUUAGUAAUGUUUUCAUGAACUUAAAUAUAUAUAUAUAUAUGAACUUGUUGGAGGUCGCUUUGUUUCUUUGUACUGUUCCUUUAUUUUGUGUUGCUGUUGGAUGAUCCAACUUCUCUCAUUUUGCAGAACUAAAAUGUGAAAUUGAAUGAAAAUGAACAAAUAUGGUAGGCCAGAUUAAUAUAUUGUUUACAUUGUGUAAUUGAAUAAAGUUUACUUUUUUUUUU
Molecule: messenger RNA, 2136 nt
Organism: Gambusia affinis (western mosquitofish)
Lineage: Eukaryota; Metazoa; Chordata; Actinopteri; Cyprinodontiformes; Poeciliidae
Gene: arsb
Product: arylsulfatase B
Exons: 8
Coding region: 266-1837 (523 amino acids)
Source: RefSeq, a predicted model, not a curated record